This is a messenger RNA of Caenorhabditis bovis, 1410 nucleotides long. Lineage: Eukaryota; Metazoa; Nematoda; Chromadorea; Rhabditida; Rhabditidae. The record is from the annotation of a GenBank genome assembly.
AUGAUGAGAAUAUCGACAAACGGCAAUGUGCUCGUUAAUCCAAGAGAAUACCGGUCGUUUUGUUUUCGCGGUGAAGGCCGAGCGAAUUUUGUGAUAAGUGCGAAACAUAAAAAAACAGGCGUCAGAAUUGUUUGGCGGUUUGCCAAGGCUCGCAAAUCGGGCCUAAUGACGGUGAAGGCUCGAAGCGAGCUCGUCAAUGAUUACAUGGAGCGAAUUGUUGCUCCAUUGAUCGAUGAGCAAUAUCUAGUGAAUAUGCAAAUCGUCGAAUUUGACAUCAAUGACGUUCAUCAGCUCGCAAAGAUACCCUCACUUCCAGCCAACGAGAAAAUCGAAUCGUUUGAUGAAUUGUACGGAAUUCAGGGUGAACUUUCUUUCCUUCCGAUUUCGUCUUUCCGUAAAAAUACCCCGAAUGGUGUCAUUUUGAAUCCGAAACGACUAACGUCUCUUCAAAUGCUUGAUGCUACACAAUUACCGAACGCCGCGUGGCUUGACGCUUGUACAACGUCGACGAUUACGGUUGAAAUCAAACCGAAACAGGGAUUCUUCCAACAACACCCCAACGUCGAUGUGCCGAAUUGCAAUAAUUGCAUUAUGCAGAUCGAAAAAUGCGGUUCGGCGCACUUCCGCGAAAUGUACGAUUUCUGUCCGCUCGAUUUGUACUCGGGCAACUAUUCGCGAACGCGCAAAGCGAUUCGCUCGCUAUUCUUGGUGCCGCAUCGAAAUCUUCGCGUGUUUCUCGACGGCAAUCUGGUGCAUUCCGACGUGAAGCCGUUGACGUGGAAGCAAAUCGACGGCGUUCUGUUCCCGAAUCGCCUCUCGUCGUCGGAAGACUUGAUUUCAGUGCUGGCUUUUGCGUUGUCCGGCAGCACAUCGCGACAGGGAUUCUCGCUGAAAGAGCCAUCGGUUCUCGGGCAGCUGCUGAAUGCCCAGAUGAUUGAUCCACUUGGAAUCGUUCGGGCUCACGCAGCCUAUGAAGAGCUGAGCUCCGAGUAUAAAGCGAGCCUUCUGGAUAAGACGUCAAUAUCGAGGAUAGGCAUCGACGCGAUUCUUGAUGAUUCGAUACCGCCGCCGCGGGGAAUGCUUGACGAUGAUUGUGAGAAGGUGAAGAUGUUGAGGCGAUAUUUCGUCGCCGCUACAAUGAAAGAUUGCUCGAUAAUGGUCUCGAUGCGAUUAGUGCCUCCGAUGUGUCCAACCCAACCGCCGGCCACCAACAUCAUUCGUCUGCCGAACGGUCGCGUGUUCGCCUACUCGAUAAAAAUCGUCGAUCUCGAUCCGAAGACGCCGAAAAAUUUGCUCAACUCGCACGGGCGAUUUCUCGCCGGCGCGAAACUCAUCAAAUUGGAACGCGAGCACGCGCGAGCCCAACCCGACAAACACAAUUUCGGAUUCAAGCCGUGCGUCAAACUAUAA